This is a messenger RNA of Chinchilla lanigera (long-tailed chinchilla), 7399 nucleotides long. RefSeq names its product cytohesin 4 (gene Cyth4). The record is from RefSeq and is a predicted model, not a curated record. Gene Ontology annotation, molecular function: guanyl-nucleotide exchange factor activity. Gene Ontology annotation, biological process: regulation of ARF protein signal transduction. The transcript is spliced from 13 exons. Bases 205 to 1389 code for a protein of 394 amino acids. NCBI's taxonomy places the organism in Eukaryota, Metazoa, Chordata, Mammalia, Rodentia, Chinchillidae.
UCAGUGCUUUUAGGAAGUGCAGCGGCAUCCGAGCGCUGCACAGCCCCCAGCAGCCCAGCUUCACUUCCGCCCCACACGCCUGGGCGGGCGGGGCAGGCGGGAAGGGCCUGUCACCAGCAAGGUGACACAUUCCUGCCCAGCCAGCCCAAGCAGCAGCUGGGCCAGCGGACAAGGGGCCCAGCCACCUCUCCCCGGCGCUUCAGAAUGGAUCUGUGCCACUCAGAGUCUGCUGAGCUGAGCAGCGGGGAGACAGAGGAGCUGCAGAGGAUCAAAUGGCACCGGAAGCAGCUGCUGGAGGACAUCCAGAAGCUGAAGGACGAGAUCUCGGAGGUGUUUGCCCAGAUCGACUGCUUCGAGGGCGUGGAGGACAGCCGGAUGGCGCAGAAGGAGAAGGAGCUGUGCAUCGGGCGCAAGAAGUUCAACAUGGACCCAGUGAAGGGCAUCCAGUAUCUCACUGAACACAAGCUGCUGAAGCCCAGCGCCCAGGACAUAGCCCAGUUCCUGUACAAGGGCGAGGGCCUCAACAAGACGGCCAUCGGCACCUACCUGGGGGAGAGGGAUCCUCUCAACCUGCAGGUCCUCCAGGCCUUCGUGGACUGCCAUGAGUUCGCCAACCUCAACCUCGUCCAGGCUCUCAGGCAGUUCUUGUGGAGCUUCCGGCUGCCCGGCGAGGCCCAGAAGAUCGACCGCAUGAUGGAGACCUUCGCCACCCGCUACUGUCUCUGCAACCCAGGCGUCUUCCAAUCCACAGACACCUGCUACGUGCUGUCCUUCUCCGUCAUCAUGCUCAACACCAGCCUCCACAACCCCAACGUGAGAGACCGGCCGCCCUUCGAGCGCUUCGUGUCCAUGAACCGGGGCAUCAACUGCGGCGCGGACCUGCCCGAGGAGCAGCUGCGGAACCUCUUCGACAGCAUCAAGAGCGAGCCCUUCUCCAUCCCCGAGGACGACGGCAGCGACCUCACCAACACCUUCUUCAACCCAGACCGAGAAGGCUGGCUGCUCAAGCUGGGGGGCCGGGUGAAGACCUGGAAGCGACGCUGGUUCAUCCUCACAGACAACUGCCUCUACUACUUCGAGUUCACCACUGACAAAGAGCCACGGGGAAUCAUCCCCCUGGAGAACCUCUCCGUGCAGAAGGUGGACGACCCCAAGAAACCAUUCUGCCUGGAGCUCUACAACCCCAGCUGCCGAGGCCAGAGAAUCAAGGCCUGCAAGACGGACGGUGACGGCAGGGUGGUGGAGGGCAAGCACGAGUCCUACAGGAUCUCGGCCGCCAGCGCCGAGGAGCGGGACCAGUGGAUCCAGGCCAUCCGGGCCAGCAUCACCCGCGUCCCCUUCUACGACCUGGUCUCUGCCCGGAAGCAGAAGAUCGCCAGCAAGCAGUGAGCCGCCAGGGAGGUGGCGCAGGGAGACCCCUCCUGCCUUUCCUUGCCUCAGACUCGCCCCAUGACCUCGAGCUAACUGUGACAGGAGACAGAGCUCCGAGGCCGGGUGGGGACCCCAGAGGGCACACAGCCCACCUAGAGGUCCUGGCGCCCAGCAGCCCUGCCUCCAGGUCCACGACGGUAGAGAUGAGAGAGGAGCCGAGGAGAACAAGAACUGCAUCUCCUCUCAGGGCCCUUCGCCCUCAGAGGGGCCGUCAGCCCUCAAAGCGGGAGGCCCUGAGGUCCCUUGGGGCCACCUGCCCUCAGCCAGGCAUCCCCACCAUCCUCGGAGUGUCUCUGCGAGCCCCCCAUCCUCAGUUUGGGGUUGGCCCUCCUUGCUGGAGCAGAGCUCAGCACACACAUGGCCCAGACCCAGGGCCAGGACACAGGGGACAGCAGGAGCCCCCUACCCCACCCUCAGCCUCUGUGGGAGGCAGCACCAGGCUCAGGCCUGGUGGGAGAGCCUUGCCUAGGGCUUCCCUGCUGUACCGAAGCCAGUGGCUCUAGGAUGGUGAGGGCAGCAGGGCGAGUCGCAGCACCCCGGCCUUCUGCAGCCGAAUCUCAGAGGUGCUGCGUCCCAGUACCACAGGCAGCCCUGGCUCCAGGAGGCCCCACCUCUCAGAGAACCACCGCACACCCUCACCUGGGCCCAGGGAGCCGCCAGAGGGAGAUUCCUUGGCUGGACAACAGGAAAGGCCUCUGCCCCACUGCUGGCUGAGUGGGCGAGUGUAGCAGGCAGAUUCCCCUGGGGAAAACUGCAGGUCGCCAGGCAACGGCCCUUCUUCCCGCCCCCACACACAAGCACACUUCCCAGGGUCAGGAUGGAGAUGCCGCCGGUGAGGGGGUGAGACCCCCCGUCUCCAGGGUGUGCAAGAAUCUGGCAGCCAUGUUGCUCCAGGUGAGGCCUCGGUUGGGCCUCUGCGGGAGGAGGCCUACGUGAACUUUUGGGGAUGUGAGCUGCGACUGCCCCAUUAGGCCCAUCAGUGGGCACAGGAGGUGGCGGAAGGAGCACUAGGCUGGAGACUGGGCCCUCUGAGGUCCUCUCUUUGUCCUUGGUCCACUGCCUCCUGCCUCCCUCUGGGCCUCAGCUUCCUUCCCAUCCUUGAGGGCUUGGGACAAACAUGAGCAGCUGCUCUGUGGAUCACUCAGAAGACAGAAUAAAGCAUACGGUGCAACUCCUGAGCAAGGCUCCUUCCCCCGCCCUGGCCUUUCCCCUUAAUCCCUUCCCUAGACAGGGAAGGCUGCCCCCUGGAGCACUGGAACCUCAUCCUCAGGACACUGAGGCUGCUGCACUGGACAGAAGUCCCCGGGGGCUGGACUUCAGGCAGCGCUCCCUCGGGGCAGGGGCAGGGAGAGGGUUGAGCUGAUUCUGCCCACGCUCAGGGAAAGGGAGAAGAACUUUCCAGCAGGCAGUGAUGUCUACAGGCAAAAAAGGUCACCACUGCAAGAGCCAGGUGAUGAUCUGCGCAUCUCUGGCGGGAUGCAAGCACAGGCCGUCACUUGAGGGACUUGAUUCUGUGGGCUUCACUUAGGUGUGUUCCCACAAACACCUAUGAACACCAGUAGGUGCUAGAGAUGCAGUUCUUGUUCUCCUCAGCUCCUCUCCUCAUCUCUACCGUCAUGGACCUGGAGCCAAUAGGAGCCCCAAUAGGUCCUAGAAGAGUGCUACGCGGGGCAGUCUUCUAGGCCUGGUAGAACAGGACAGAGUUGCUGGUGCCUGGGCUCACAUUCUAAUAUCCUAGUGCACCUGAAUCCUAGGUGCUAGGCAGCCCCUUUAGGGUGUUAAGGACACCCCCAUAUCCUACCCAGCCCCCUGCCUGAUGCCCCAUUGCUCCUUGAAGAUCCUAAGAUGCUGAACUAGCCCACUCUCCUACAUGGUCCUGCCUCCAGCCCAUGUUUACUGAGCACCUGCUGCCUACCAGGCUCCCUGCAGAGCCAGAGGCCCAGAGAUGAUCAGAACACGGCUCCCGCCAUCAGAAGGAGCUUGUGUCCAGUGGGGGACACAGGUGUAGACGACCAGCUCUAGCCAGCCUGACAUGUGCUGUUGUAGAGGGGCAGAGCAGGGCUAAGCUGGCAGAAGGGCACCCCGUAGGCUCCCUGGAGGAGGAGGCCAGCUGAGAAAGGACACACACGCUGCACUGUGCUGAGCCCGCCUCACGUCUGCCUCUGACUGCAAGCUCUUUGAGGGUCUCAGUGCUCCUCCUCUGUGCCUAGCGUUCAGUAGGUGCAGUAGCUGUUGGUUUGACUGAUGUUAGCUGAUCAAGGCGCUCAGAGCCACAGCAUCAGCAGGUGCCAGGGUCUGCAGGCCCCCGGGGAUUGUAGGAAUGCUGCUGUUGCUGCUGUUGCUUCUCCUGCCGCUGCUGCUGCUGUUCUGCCGCCACUGUUGUCAGGAGCUAGGGACAGAGCUAGGGAGGCCAGCAGGAUCAUACCACUCGCCAGAACUGGGAGGGUCUCACUCUGACCCAUUGGCCCAGGCCUCAGGUCUCUACCCCUCCCAAGGCAGCCUGUGCCCCCUUAUACCAUCCUGCCACUCCUCUCUCUGGGCAGUAGAGGGCGCCCACCACACGCAGAUGAGAGCUACUCUCCCCCAAUCCCCGCAGAGACUGGGCCUGUGUUGGGGGAGUCCCAGCCAGGGCAUCUUAGGUAGGAGGCACUUGGCCAGCUAGGGCCUGUGAGCUUGGCAGAACCCACAGACCACACUAGCAGGGGCCUGCUCCUCACCCCCUGCCUGGUCUGGCACAGGAAGACAGGCUUGCCCGCUCUCUGCUGCGUGCCCUCUCUCCGUGAUUUUUUUCUUUGGGGCCUGAGCCAGCUAAGUUCCGCCAGUGCAAACCUUUGACGGAGACUUCCUGGUGCACGGGGUCUGGGGCACCAGAACACAGCAGCUCCUCGCCUGGGAGAAUGAGUGGAGACAGAAAUGCCACUGACUGUGAGAGGCCACAGGGGGCAGCAGUGAGUGUCACCAGAGGCCCUGGGUUCAAGGCUCAGUCUACUCUGAGCCUUAAGCAAGGUUGUGGGACACUCUGGGCCUUGACUUCCCGUCUGUAACAUGGGGAUCACUGAAUAGAUGUGUAAUUCCCAGGACAGCGUUGAGCAGCCACUGCGGGUUUAUUAUUAUCAUCGCAGUGUGCACUGUCACCAGAGACGAAGCAGAUGGAGCCAUUGGAAGAGGGAGAAACCUGAGUGGGGAGGAGGACAUCCUUGAGGGCUUCCUGGAAGCAGUGCCCUAUGGCGAGCCCAGCCGAGGCCCAGGACUUCCGGCCAGUGGGGCCUAUAAGAGGCAGGUUGAGCAUGCAGGACAAGGCUGGGGGUUUCCGGGCCCACACACCAGCACAGGGGGCCAUGAGGAUGUGAGGUCAAGGGGCGCUGGUCUCUGGCAGGGGUGGCCUGUGAGCAUAGUAAUGAGAGCUCUGAGUCCCUGAGCCCUGGCUCUACCACAGGAAGCUGUGGGGGCCCGGCAGCAGACGCUGAGUAGAAGCCAGUGCAGCCCUGGGUCCCUGCCAGCACAGGGGGCCAAGAGGAGUGGAUGGGGCAGGGGCCCAAGUGCCAGGGCACAGGAGAUGGGGGCAGGCAGUCCCGAGUCGGAGGCAGGUGUGAGAGACCCGGAGAAACUGAUUUAUUAGGGAUCAUGAAAGGAGCUAAAUAUGUUUGCCGGCUAGCGAUGACUCAGUCAUCCCCCAGGGGUUCGCAAGUAUGAACAUCAAAGAAUGGAAGGCAGGCCACCUCCCCGGGUACCGCCAGCCUCGCCCCUGCUUCCUGUGACGGGAGGACUCGCCUCUCCGACCUACACAGCCCCAGUGCCCACCCCCAGAGCUCGCAGGGGGGCGGGGUGAAGAAUGAAACCUCGGGUUAGACACAAGUGGGUUGCACUCUUGGCCCAACACAAUUGCUGUGUGAUCUUGGACACGUGGCUGACGCUCUCUGGACUCACUCACCAGGCAGGCCCCAGCCCGCCAAACCUAGCCUCGCUCCCCCUCUGUCUGGUGUGAUUUUUCCUAUCGCAUUGGGCUCCUUCCAGAAGCCAAGGGCCCCUCUGCCUGGGGCUGCCAACUGGCCUCCAGGAGAAGAGCCAGACCCACAGGGCCUCUCCAGCACGCAGAGGAUGCACUCUGCCAGGGCCGACUUCCGGCCAGCUCUGUGCUCCAGAGUGCAGGGAUGAAUCAGAGUGUGCAGGCCAGAGGCUGAGGGACAGAGGAGGGUGAGAGGACUGCUCCUGGUGGGGCAGGCUGUAGGGAGGGCAGCCCAGCUCCUGGAGCGGGGUGAGUGAGGAGCUGAUGGGUGCGCCUGGGGCGGGGCUGUCCUGGAACAGCAGGACAGGAGGCAGAUAGGGAGAGGGAUGGAGCCUGGAGCUGGGAGGGCACCAGGCAGGAGAGACACUCGGGGCCACUCGGGGUGCUCCCCAGGCCAUUGUGGGGUUGGAUCAAGGACACCCACUGGGUGGGGGCCACAGGAUGCCAGAGGGGGCUGGUCGGGUGCAACAGGAGCAACCUGAGAAUGAGCCAGAGGAGAGGCGGGGGGACCUCCAGUCUCCCCAGCAGGUGGGAGUAAAGGUUUAGGGGGCAGCAGAACUGUUCGCCCUGGGCCAGAGGGACAGCAAGACCCCCAGGUGGAGAGCCUCAGGGAAGCCUCCCCUCUCCCUUCUGCACCCCUCAGCUCCUCCCUGCUCCCUCCCUUCUUUCCCACUUGCCCCCCCUCUCCUGCACUCUCCCCAACCCCUCUUGGCCAUCCUGGCGUAAGGCCGUAUCCACAGGUCCCUGGGAUUCGAACUCCGCUUGCCCAUCUCGGGCUGUGUGGUGGGGGCCUGUGCUCUGCUCUCCCUGGGUCUCCUUUCUCCUACUCAAGGCCCCAGGUGGUGACUCCCCACCUGCAAUCCUCAUGCUGAGUCUUCUGAUGACCCAGUGGUGCAGGCUGAGAGAAGGGGAGGUCUGGGGCCUGCCCUGGGGAUAUAGAAGUCCCUGUCCCCUCCCAAGACAACACUGCUUUUCCUAACUGCAGGCUAGGGGCUGUGUGGGCGUGGUCAUGAGGCCCCUGCCGCUUUUGUCCCCAUUAGAGAUCUUAAUCUUGGGGGUCUCCCUGCACCCUGUCCUCCAUCUAUAUGUCACAUGGCAUACUCACUUAGGCCAGCCUCUGCCAAUACCAGCCACCUCCAGCCUCCCAGCACACUUAGGGCCAAUCAGUUACCCCACCCUCGGGAAAGGACCCACUCUCACUGGGACCCAACAGAAGGCCAGGGCCUGCACCUGUGCAGGAACAACCCUAGCUGAUUUGGAGCAUAGGUAGGCACAUGGGCCACAAGGUGAUCACCCAUGGUGGGACCCUUCUGACAGUGCCAUGAUGCUGGAUUAGAGGGGUUCCAGGAGAACCAGAGCAAACCAAGACUGCCUGGUACCUCAAGACGUGAGCAUCCUAGACACCAGCCACAUUCACAAGACUCCAGCAAGAAAGUGGGGACAUUGCCCCACAGGGCUGCGUGUACAGCUGAGGAUCCUGGUGGGCCUCCCUGGCUACCCCACCCCUCAGGGCUUCCAAAAGGUUUCAGAAAAGCAGGUGUGCUGGCCCUGCAUCCUUCAAAGGAGACUCCAAGCCCACCGUCUCUCCUUGCCUGCCUCUUUGUUUCCGGAUUUGGCCGUCCAGCCCCACUGUUAGGGUUUAGAUCUAAAGUGUCUCAUGUGUUCAGGGGUGGCGCUUUCAGAAGAUGGUUGGGUCAUGGUGUGCUGUACUCAUCAGCUCUAUUGAUGAGCUCGUAGCCGAGUGUGCUGUUAGGAGGUAGGGCCUGGUUGAAGGAGGUGGGUCACUGGAAGGAUGUAUUCCUGUUUCCAGUCUCGCCCCUCCCACUCCGCUUCCUGGUUGCCAUGGGUUGAGCGCCAUUGUUCCCCCACACCCUGCUGCCAUGAUGUUGCUGCCUUUAAGCCAGCUGACCAUGGACUGAACUGUCUGAAUCCGUAAGCCAAAUUAAACCUCUCCUCCUUUAA